This is a messenger RNA of Triticum dicoccoides, 690 nucleotides long. Its product is annotated as 60S ribosomal protein L6, mitochondrial-like. The transcript has 2 exons. Gene Ontology annotation, molecular function: structural constituent of ribosome; rRNA binding. NCBI's taxonomy places the organism in Eukaryota, Viridiplantae, Streptophyta, Magnoliopsida, Poales, Poaceae. Bases 143 to 448 code for a protein of 101 amino acids. Gene Ontology annotation, cellular component: ribosome. The record is from RefSeq and is a predicted model, not a curated record. Gene Ontology annotation, biological process: translation.
UCCCCAGCGACGGCGUAGGCACCAGUUGGGUUCGCCGUUCAUCCAGACUCUGACGCCACUCAUCCGCACCUCGGCGCCGAACACUCCCCUCAGCCUUCCGAAGUAUUUUACUGCAGGGCGAACCAUUUUGUCCGGCCUGCAAAUGGAGUCAAAGUUCUUCCGGUUUCUAAAACUCGUUGGAGUUGGCUUCAAAGCAAGGACAGAGGGCGAAGGCCGUGAGCUGUUCCUGAAGCUGGGCUACAGCCAUGAGGUGCAGUUCACCGCCCCACCCGCUGUCCGCGUCUUCUGCUUCAAGCCCAACAUCGUGUGCUGCACCGGCUUAGACAAGAACAGAGUGCACCACUUCGCCGGCGCCGUCCGGAACUGCAAGCCGCCGGAGGUGUACAAGGGCAAGGGCAUACUGUACAUCAAUGAAGUGAUGCAUAGGCGUGGGAUGAAGCGCAAGUGAUGGAGACCUUUCAAAAAAGAAGAAGCGCAAGUGAUGGAUGGAACACGUUAACCCCCCUUUUUCCCUUUCUCUGGGGUUCUGAUUUUGUUGUGUUGAAAUUCCUAUCAUGUUGCUUCUGUAGCGGCACCUGUUAUGGUUUGCUUGUACCGAGGCAAUUCAUAUAUAAUUUGUCCCCUGGCACCACAUUGGAAGGCUCAACAUUUCAAUCCACAUAAUGAAAGCGCCAGAUUCAGUUUUUUCAA